CUCAGAAACGACUUCCACUCACUCAUCGAUCGAACCAGGAAAAGAAAAACAUAGAGUCCGUACAGCAAUGGUGAAAGCAGUGGUCGGAGAAGAAACCCAGCUCAAAUUAGCUGAGGAUCGCCUCGAGAAAUCCUCUACGCCUGCCCAGGUCGGUCUCCUCAUAGGCAAGCUCAGCUCUUCUCUAGACCGAGGCUUCGUCUUCGAUAUCGUCCCAACCCCACCAAACGACGCCGGAGCGCCUGCUUGUUCCCUUGUCGAGCCCACCAAGGACGACAAGAGAAAGGGACCCAAGCCCAAAUCUCAGUCCUCCGAUUCCUCCUCUCUCUCCAUUGACAAGGAUUGGGUCGCAGAACAUGCUCGCCAGGUGUCUAGAAUGUUAGUGGGUGGCAUGAAGGUGGUUGGCAUUUACAUCUGGGCCAGUGAAAGUGCAUUUAAGAAUUCCAACAUUACGCUUUGCCAGACUGUAAUGGGAGUUGCCGAAGCAGCGCCCCUCUCAGAGAGUGAUUGGGAUGAGAGACUGCUUAUUCACAUCUGUUAUAGUCCAAGGAGGUGGACAUGUCGAAAUUGUGCAGUUGCUUCAAACAUUACAUCAAGCAGCCUAAGGCCUUGUGAUUUUAAAAUGGGAAGGGUCCUAAAUUCCCUUCAAAGAUUUAGGUGCAUGUACAAUUUUGAUAUCAGAUUGCCCAUAUUUCACAAGAAUUUAUCAAAUGUUCAAACUUUUAGUGAAGCGCUUCGUCAGGGAAUUUCAGUUCAUGCAAAAGAUCUUAAAAGUGCAAAAGCUAUGUAUGAUGGAAAUUUGGUUUUUAACAAUGAUCUUUGCACAUCAGAUGGUCUGCAUGAAGUUGAACUGCUUUUACCAUUUAUGAAAGAUACUGAAGCCUGCAGCCAAAAAGAAGCCGUUGGUGUUCUUGCUUUGAGUGGUUCUGUGUGUUCCUUUGCCUUUAUAAAUCCUAAAGAACCAAUUUCACAAGCUGUUGCUGAUAUAAAGGAUGACAUUAUCAUGAGUCUGCAGAGUAGACUAGAUAUCAUCUGUGAUGAAGCAGAUGGAGAGACAGGUCCAACUGAAACCGGUGGCCAGCAAGCAAGAGAUGAUACUGGUAGCCAGGAAGCAAUAGAUGGGAUAUCCAGUGGAACACCUGUUUUUCAAGUUGUUCUUCAAUCGUUCAGAGAAACAUGCAGUCUUUCACUUCCCCGAAGAGUCUUUGUUCCUUGGUUGGCGGGUACAUUUGUGUGCGACUACCUACAACCAUCUGAGACAUUUGAGGUUCUAAAAGAUCGAUGUGUCGAGUUGUUGUCUAUGGAAGCUCCAACAGAUGACUCAGCAAUCUUGGAACCUGAAAUAGAAGCCCCAUCUACAGUUGCCAAAUCUUUUUGGGAUGUGGCGGUGCCUUUUUCCUCGGCAUCUAGGUCCUGUUUGGAGAAGAGUGGACUCGACAUGUUGAGGGGAGAAAGUAGCCGAAAAUCUAUACAGUCUAAUGUCAACAUCAUGGCUGCUGUUAUAUUCCUUCUCCUCUCUAUCAUUGUAGGAUACGUUCUCAUAUUUGUCAUGAGAUCAUAGUUCAAAUGAAGCCUCGGUUGUCCAAUCUGGGUAAACAUUUUGUGGUCCUAUAAAAUCAAUUAACUGUUUUCUGGAUUUUCCCCUCUCCGUUUUGGGCAAAAAAUAUGCAGUAGAAUUAGUUGUAAUGAGGUUAUAGUUUCACAAAUACUUGUACAGUAUGCAUUUUUACAUUUUUGAUAUGGAUAUAUCCAAACUUGAAUGCCUUAAAAGUUACAUUGAGGAUGAACAUUAAUAUGAUAACGGGCUGAGUCCGUAACA
This is a messenger RNA of Prunus avium (sweet cherry), 1816 nucleotides long. RefSeq names its product oxidoreductase, zinc-binding dehydrogenase family protein. Gene Ontology annotation, biological process: intracellular protein localization. NCBI's taxonomy places the organism in Eukaryota, Viridiplantae, Streptophyta, Magnoliopsida, Rosales, Rosaceae. The record is from RefSeq and is a predicted model, not a curated record. Gene Ontology annotation, cellular component: endomembrane system.